Prosopis cineraria is the source of this 594-nucleotide messenger RNA. RefSeq lists its product as uncharacterized. NCBI's taxonomy places the organism in Eukaryota, Viridiplantae, Streptophyta, Magnoliopsida, Fabales, Fabaceae. The record is from RefSeq and is a predicted model, not a curated record. The coding region runs from base 1 to 594 and encodes 197 amino acids. The transcript has a single exon.
AUGGGUGACUCUGAAUUUGAGUUCCUUUGGAAACUUCCAGGUGAAACGAACAACCGAUAUUGCGAUGCUUGCGGGAGGGACAUUCGAGGGUUCUUGUAUCAUGAUCAUUAUUCCAGACACGAGUUUGAUUUGCACCCUUGUUGUAUGAAUCUUGACAGAGAUACCGUGCCUGAUACGCAUGGCACUGUGAAGCUGAGUCUUGAGGACAAAAUGCCCCGCCAAUGUGUGAAAUGCAAGAGGAAGGAUUUAAAUGACGUUGAGAGCAAGAAGGCCUUCAGAGGGUGGUCCUAUGGGUCCUCUCGUGGGGACUAUUGCUUCCAUGUCUAUUGUACAAGGACUUUGGUUCUGGAGAAGUGGAAAGAGAGCUAUUUCAAUGUUGGUUCUUCUUCUUCUUCUUCUUCUGGUUCAUCUCUGAAGGGAACAAGCUUGGUCAUCAGAAGUGGUAGAAGGUCGAACACAUCUUCGGCCUUGGUUAGAAGAUCGUCGAGGCCGAAAUUUGUCACAAGGAUGACUAUCAAAGGGGUGAAAUUAGCUCAGUCUUGUAUUAUCAUUGAUAUUCGGAAAUCCAACUCCAUCGUUUGCUGCUCUCGCUGA